Messenger RNA from Lodderomyces orthopsilosis Co 90-125, 1464 nucleotides. It is a transcript of the gene GSH2, whose product is annotated as glutathione synthase. The record is from RefSeq and is a predicted model, not a curated record. The coding region runs from base 1 to 1464 and encodes 487 amino acids. Gene Ontology annotation, molecular function: glutathione binding; ATP binding; glutathione synthase activity. The transcript has a single exon. NCBI's taxonomy places the organism in Eukaryota, Fungi, Ascomycota, Pichiomycetes, Serinales, Debaryomycetaceae. Gene Ontology annotation, biological process: glutathione biosynthetic process. Gene Ontology annotation, cellular component: cytosol.
AUGCCGCCCAAACCAUUUCCACAACUAUCACCACAUCAAGAGAAUGAUCUCAUUAUAAACACACAACAAUGGGCUCUUUCCAAUGGAUUGGUUAUGUACCCUCCCAACUUUGAGCUCUUUCAAGUAAAUGUGGCUCCAAUCACGUUAUUUCCUACACCAAUUCUCAAGUCCAGCUUCGAGCAAGCCAUAAAAGUACAGACUCUAUAUAACGAGUUGUACAUUAAUUUGAUAACGAAGAGAAAGGAAUGGUUGAUUGAUAUUUUAAAGAAUUUAGCUGAGUUUGAUCCUGACUUUUCAGGUAAAUUGUUUGACAUUUACCAAAAAUCAAUUGCUGAUGGCGUGUUGCAACCAUUAUCAUUGGGAAUUUUCAGAUCUGAUUAUAUGGUUGAUUCCUCUGCACAACAGAUUAAGCAAAUUGAAUUCAAUACAGUUAGUGUUUCAUUUGGUGGAUUGUCAACAAAAAUUGGCCAAUUGCAAUCAUUUUUGAAUUCUAGUGGGUUUUACGAUGACAAGUAUAAUUUUAAAUAUUAUGGUAAUGACGAACUCCCUAUCUCAACUUCGGUAAGUGAUAUAGCACAAGGUUUGGCCGAUGGAAACUUUUAUUACAAUGGCGAGGUUGAGAAUACAGAUACAAUCGUUUUAUUUGUUGUCCAACCUAAUGAACGUAAUUGUUUUGAUCAAAGGAUUAUUGAGUAUGAAUUGCUUCGAAAACAUGGUAUUAGGUCGUUUAGAGUUACAUUGGAGGAUGUUGAUGAAGUUAUUACCAAUAAUAAUGGUAAGUUGUACGUCAAAUCCACCAUGGACGAGAUAUCAGUAGUUUAUUAUCGUUCCGGAUAUGGGCCAGGUGAUUAUGACUCCGAUCCACAGAAAACUUGGAACGCAAGAUUGUUUUUGGAGAAGUCUCACGCUAUUAAAUGUCCAUCAAUCUUGACGCAAUUGUCAGGAUCCAAGAAAAUACAACAGCUUUUGACAGACGAAACUGUAAUUAAACAGAUUCUUCCAAAUAUAGCUAAUGAUGAGUUGCAAUCGCUUCUUUCAACCUUUGUGAGGAUACUUCCGUUCGACGAUACUCAACAAGGGCAAGAAGCAGCAAAAUUGGCAUUUCAAGAACCAGAGAAAUUUGUAUUAAAACCUCAAAGAGAAGGUGGAGGAAAUAACAUCUACAAACUGGAUAUUCCUGAAUUUUUGAACAAAAUUAGUAAAAAAGAUUGGGGUGCCUAUAUAUUAAUGGAAUUGAUUAAUCCACAAACUUUUCAAAACAAAAUUCUUCGCAAUGGACAAGUAUACCAUGAAAAUAUAGUAUCAGAAUUGGGUGUAUUUGGAACAAUAGUUUUUGAUGAGCAGACUGGAGCAAUAAAAUGCAAUAAAAAUGCAGGUUGGUUGUUGAGAUCCAAGUUUGAAACUAGUGAUGAAGGUGGUGUUGCUGCUGGAUUUGGUUGCGUUGACAAUGUAUACCUUUACUAA